Messenger RNA from Fragaria vesca subsp. vesca, 2997 nucleotides. Its product is annotated as plasma membrane ATPase 1-like. The record is from RefSeq and is a predicted model, not a curated record. Gene Ontology annotation, molecular function: ATP binding; ATP hydrolysis activity; P-type proton-exporting transporter activity. The transcript has 22 exons. Lineage: Eukaryota; Viridiplantae; Streptophyta; Magnoliopsida; Rosales; Rosaceae. Gene Ontology annotation, cellular component: plasma membrane. Gene Ontology annotation, biological process: regulation of intracellular pH; proton export across plasma membrane. Bases 100 to 2997 code for a protein of 965 amino acids.
GGUGUUUGGUGGCUAUCUCAAGUGGGCUGUGCAGUCUGCUUGAGUGUUCUGGCGGAUACGGUUCUCUAUCCUUGUGUUUCUCGUUGAGGCUAAGACUGUAUGGCCGACAUGGAUACAUCAAUUGCCCUUCAGCCUAUUACGCAGGAAGCUGUUGAUCUGGAGAACAUCCCUGUAGAGGAAGUUUUUGAACACUUGAAAUGUACAGAAGAGGGUCUAAGUUCUGUCGAGGUGCAAAAGCGUCUGGAGGUUUUUGGUUACAACAAACUUCAGGAGAAAAAGGAAAGUAAAAUACUCAAAUUUUUGGGGUUUAUGUGGAACCCUUUGUCGUGGGUUAUGGAAGCAGCUGCACUGAUGUCAAUAACUCUCGCAUAUGGAGGCGGAAAGAAAAGAGAUGUUGAGGAUUUCUGCGGAAUCCUUGCGCUACUUAUUAUCAAUUCAACAAUAAGCUUUUUUGAGGAAAACAAUGCUGGAAAUGCAGCCGCAGCUCUUAUGGCACGGCUUGCUCCAAAAGCCAAGGUUUUACGUGAUGGGAAAUGGAAUGAGGAAGAUGCAUCUGUGCUGGUUCCUGGAGAUAUUAUCAGUAUCAAAUUAGGAGAUAUAAUUCCUGCCGAUGCUCGCCUGCUUCAAGGAGAUCCUUUGAAAAUCGACCAGUCUGCUCUUACAGGCGAGUCUCUCCCAGUAACUAAGCAUGCAGGUGCUGGAGUUUACUCUGGCUCAACAUGUAAACAAGGUGAAAUUGAAGCGGUUGUCAUUGCAACUGGAGUACAUACCUUCUUUGGAAAAGCUGCUCAUCUUGUGGAAAACACAACACAUGUUGGGCACUUUCAGAAGGUCUUAACAGCCAUUGGAAACUUUUGCAUCUGCUCAAUUGCUAUAGGAAUUGUGAUUGAACUAAUUGUCCUAGUUCGUCAAGGAAGAAAUUAUCGUACUAAAAUAGAUAACCUUCUUGUCCUACUUAUUGGUGGCAUCCCAAUUGCUAUGCCAACCGUUCUCUCUGUCACCAUGGCCAUUGGCUCUCAUCGUUUGUCUCAGCAGGGUGCAAUCACUAAGAGAAUGACAGCCAUUGAAGAAAUGGCUGGGAUGGAUGUGCUCUGCAGUGAUAAAACAGGAACUUUAACUCUCAACAAGUUAACAGUGGACAAGAAUUUGAUAGAGGUUUUUGCUAAAGGUGUUGAAAAAGACACGGUUGUGUUGAUGGCUGCAAGAGCUUCAAGGUUGGAAAAUCAAGAUGCCAUUGAUGCAGCAAUUGUUUCCAUGCUUGCUGAUUCUAAGGAGGCACGAGCCGGAAUUACAGAAGUUCACUUCCUUCCUUUCAAUCCAACUGAUAAGAGGACAGCACUUACUUACCUUGACAAAGCUGGUAAAAUGCACAGAGUGAGCAAAGGUGCACCAGAGCAGAUACUCAAUUUGGCGGGGAACAAAUCAGAUAUUGAAAAGAGAGUACACACAGUAAUUGACAAAUUUGCAGAACGUGGUCUUCGAUCUCUUGCUGUUGCACGACAGGAAGUACCUGCUGGAACAAAAGACAGUCCUGGUGGACCUUGGGAGUUUAUUGGUCUUCUCCCUUUGUUUGAUCCACCACGUCACGACAGUGCUGAAACUAUUAGAAGAGCUCUAGAUCUUGGUGUGAGUGUAAAGAUGAUUACAGGCGAUCAACUUGCAAUUGCUAAAGAGACAGGUAGACGACUUGGGAUGGGCUCAAACAUGUAUCCAUCAUCUUCAUUGCUUGGCGAAAAUAAGAAUGGCUUAGAUGCAAGUCUACAAAUUGAUGAACUCAUUGAGAAUGCUGAUGGUUUUGCUGGUGUCUUUCCAGAGCAUAAAUAUGAGAUCGUUCAGCGAUUACAAGUUAAGAAGCACAUAGUUGGAAUGACCGGUGAUGGAGUUAAUGAUGCACCUGCCUUGAAGAAAGCAGACAUAGGUAUUGCUGUGGCAGACGCCACAGAUGCUGCUCGUAGUGCGUCUGAUAUAGUACUGACAGAACCUGGAUUGAGUGUUAUUAUUAGUGCUGUUCUGACAAGCCGUGCAAUUUUUCAAAGAAUGAAGAACUACACAAUAUACGCAGUGUCUAUAACCAUACGUAUUGUGCUCGGUUUCUUGUUGCUAACUGCAUUCUGGAAAUUUGAUUUCCCUCCUUUUAUGGUUCUCAUCAUAGCCAUUCUUAAUGAUGGUACCAUUAUGACAAUAUCCAAAGACAAGGUUAAGCCAUCUCCAGUCCCUGACAGUUGGAAGCUCAGUGAAAUAUUUGCAACUGGGAUUGUCUUGGGGAGUUACCUUGCCGUGACCACAGCUAUAUUUUUCUAUCUCAUUUACGAAACCCACUUCUUCCCGAGAAAAUUCCAUCUCGACCUGGACUUCAAGCACCUCGUUGAUCUUAAUGAUUCGAGUUAUACAAAGACACUGAAUGGCCAGCUAGCAUCUGUUGUGUACCUUCAAGUUAGCACCAUCAGUCAGGCUCUAAUUUUUGUAACUCGCUCAAGAGGUUGGUCAUUCAUGGAAAGACCUGGUCUUCUUCUUGUUGGUGCUUUCAUAAUUGCUCAAAUGGUUGCAACACUAAUAACUGCCAAGGCAUCAUGGGGUUGGGCUCAAAUUCAUAGUGUUGGCUGGGGUUGGACUGGAGCUGUUUGGGUGUACAACAUUAUAAUCUAUAUGCUUCUUGACCCUAUCAAGUUUUUCGUGCGAUAUGCACUCAGUGGGAGGGCCUGGAGUUUGGUACUGAACAAAAGGACGGCUUUCACCACCCAAAAGGACUUUGGUAGGGAAGCUCGUGAGGCUGCAUGGGCAACAGAACAGCGCACCCUUCAUGGCCUCCCAACUAUUGACACAAAUAUCUUCCAUGAGAGGCACACAUUCAGGGACGUUAGCAUGAUGGCAGAAGAAGCCCGACGACGCGCAGAGAUUGCAAGACUAAGGGAGCUUCACACUCUCAAAGGAAAGGUGGAGUCCUAUGCAAAGUUAAGGGGUUUGGACAUUGAAGUGAACCCACAUUACACAGUCUAA